AUGUCAGAAGUCGACAAAUGGAUUGAAAUUGCCAAACAAUGUAAAUAUCUGCCGGAAAAUGAUCUUAAGAAAUUAUGUGAUUUGGUUUGUGACAUUUUAAUAGAAGAAUCUAAUAUACAACCGGUUUCUACACCUGUAACAGUAUGUGGAGAUAUUCACGGGCAGUUUUAUGAUUUAGAAGAGCUUUUUAGAAAUGGUGGAGCUGUACCUGAUACUAGUUAUAUUUUUAUGGGUGAUUUUGUCGAUAGAGGAUAUUAUGGAUUAGAAACAUUUACAAGACUGCUUACUUUAAAAGCAAAAUGGUCUGAAAAAAUAACAUUGCUUAGGGGUAAUCACGAGUCGAGGCAAAUAACUCAAGUGUAUGGAUUUUAUGAUGAAUGUCAAAGUAAAUAUGGUAAUGCCAAUGCUUGGAAAUACUGUUGCAAAGUUUUCGACUUUUUAACUGUCGCUGCUCUUAUCGAUGAGCAAGUUCUUUGUGUGCAUGGAGGAUUAUCACCUGAGAUUCAAACCCUCGAUCAAAUUAGAACAAUUGAAAGAAACCAAGAAAUUCCUCAAAAGGGUGCUUUUUGUGAUUUAGUAUGGUCAGAUCCGGAUGAAAUUGAAUCUUGGGCAAUGAGUCCCAGAGGUGCUGGUCAUUUAUUCGGUCCAACUGUUACAUACAAUUUUAUGCAUGUAAAUAGUUUAUCUCUGAUAUGCAGAGCCCAUCAGUUAGUUCACGAAGGUUUUAAAUACAUGUUUGAUGAUAAACUAGUUACAGUGUGGUCAGCUCCUAAUUAUUGUUAUCGAUGUGGCAACAUUGCAUCAAUCCUCGAAUUUAAAGAUGUCAACACAAAAGAGCCAAAAUUAUUUCAAGCCGUGCCUGAUUCAGAUCGUGUAAUUCCUCCCGUAGCUAUGAUACCUUACUUUUUGUGA
Pediculus humanus corporis (human body louse) is the source of this 912-nucleotide messenger RNA. RefSeq names its product serine/threonine-protein phosphatase PP-V, putative. The record is from RefSeq and is a predicted model, not a curated record. The transcript is spliced from 5 exons. Bases 1 to 912 code for a protein of 303 amino acids. Gene Ontology annotation, biological process: G1/S transition of mitotic cell cycle; peptidyl-serine dephosphorylation. Lineage: Eukaryota; Metazoa; Arthropoda; Insecta; Psocodea; Pediculidae. Gene Ontology annotation, cellular component: cytoplasm. Gene Ontology annotation, molecular function: protein serine/threonine phosphatase activity.